Messenger RNA from Penicillium griseofulvum, 1596 nucleotides. Its product is annotated as MFS transporter. Gene Ontology annotation, molecular function: transmembrane transporter activity. The record is from RefSeq and is a predicted model, not a curated record. The transcript is spliced from 2 exons. Gene Ontology annotation, cellular component: membrane. Lineage: Eukaryota; Fungi; Ascomycota; Eurotiomycetes; Eurotiales; Aspergillaceae. Bases 1 to 1596 code for a protein of 531 amino acids. Gene Ontology annotation, biological process: transmembrane transport.
AUGUCGGACGAGCGAGUAGAAGUUCGAGAAAAGCCUUCAAAUGAACCUUCUGGCUUUCACUCAGAUGCCGAGGAGGCGAACUCCCACCAGGGAGAUCUUGCUCGGGCAGUCACCAACCAAUCAGCAAUGGAAGUUCCAAAGAGCUUGCUGCAUGAGGUCAUAUUCAUCGGUGUAGUUUGUGCGGCUCAAUUCAUGACACAGGCAGGCCUUGCCAUUGCUAUUGUCCCACUUCAUAUCAUCGGUGACAGCUUCCACGUCACCAAUCCCGGUCAAUUAAGUUGGUACGCGGCCGCGUACAGCCUGACGGUUGGUACCUUCAUUUUGGUUGCAGGGAGAUUAGGCGACCUUUACGGGCACAAACUGAUGUUUAUCGGUGGCUUCGCUUGGUCCGGGUUAUGGUCUAUCCUUGGAGGGUUCUCUGUAUGGUCGAACCAAAUCUUUUUCGACAUUUGCCGUGCAUUCCAAGGAAUUGGACCGGCCUUUUUGCUACCGAAUGCCCUGGCAAUUCUGGGACGCACAUAUGCCGCUGGUCCUCGGAAGGAUAUGGUGUUUAGUAUCUUUGGUGCCACAGCACCAGGAGGGUUUGUUAUUGGGGGUGCGUUCUCGGCUCUCCUAGCACAGCGCGCCUGGUGGCCAUGGGGAUAUUGGAUCAUGGGAAUCGUUUGCAUAGCAUUUUCACUCCUCGGAUUUCUCGCUAUUCCUCAGUCAGAACCCCCGAAAGUAUCUGUUCAUAUGCCAUGGUGGGUCAAAUGUGAUCUACUAGGGGGCUCACUCGGCGUCGCCGCCCUUAUUCUGAUCAAUUUCGCUUGGAAUCAAGGACCGAUUGUCGGCUGGCCGACCGUCUAUGUUUACGUUCUUUUGAUCGUCGGUUUCCUAUGUCUGGCUGUAUUCCUGUGGAUUGAGUUCCACGCAACAUGCCCCUUACUCCCUCGGGAGAUUUUCUCCGAGGAGGUUGCGUGGGUACUCGGUUGUAUUGCUGCUGGUUGGUCCAGCUUUGGAGUUGUGAUCUUUUAUUUCUUCCAAUUCAUGGAAGUUAUCAAGGGAAAUACACCCCUUCUGGCGCUUGCGAAGUUAGCACCGGCGGCUGUGUCUGGUGCGAUUGCUGCAGUCACAACUGGCUUUAUUCUGGCUCGAGUGCGUCCGAGUGUGAUUAUGCUGAUGGCUAUGCUUGCAUUUACAGGUGGUCAAAUUCUCCUGGCCACACUGCCCGUUCAUCAAACAUACUGGGCCCAAGCAUUUGUCAUUUCUAUUCUCACCCCAUGGGGCAUGGACAUGUCAUUUCCGUCUGGGACUGUAAUCCUCAGCAACAGUAUGCCACGGGAACAUCAAGGACUUGCCGCCUCGCUUGUCAAUACCAUUGUGAACUAUUCUAUCUCGAUCGGCCUUGGUCUUGCUGGAACCGUCGAAAGCCAAGUUAAUCGCGGCGGCACAGAUAUAUUCAGAGGUUAUCGGGGUGCAAGCUACAUGGGUAUUGGUCUUGCUGGUCUUGGAGUUGGCGUUGCGACCAUGUUCGUCAUUCGAAGCCUAACUAAGCGCGACAAGAAGAUUCCCUCGGAAACCACGGUGGAGAAUUAUAAUGUGGAAGAUGGUUCAUAA